AUGCAGCUCAUCGAGGACAUGCCGCUGGUUGCCAUAAUUGUGCGCAUCUGGAGGUACUUGGGUGUGCUCAAGCCCACUCCGAGUACCAAUUGGCGGAAAUAUUUAUUCGUGUUGCCCGUCUUAUUGAUGAAUUGGAUGCAGCUCGUCUAUGUGCUGCGCAUGUGGGGCGACAUUACGUCAUUCAUUUUGAAUUUGUUCUUCUUCGCAGCCAUUUUCAAUGCCCUGAUGCGCACCUGCCUCGUCAUAAUCAGACACGUCCAUUUCGAGAGCUUUCUGAUGGUGAUGGAAGGCAUAUAUUCGCAAAUUAUGAGAUCGUCCGACACUAGCUGCAAGCAGAUUUUGCUGGCAGUCGAGCAGGAUGCGCGUGGCAUUGCCAUUUUCAACUUAACAGCUUCGUUUUUGGACAUUGUGGGUGCACUCUUCUUUCCACUGUUUAGUGAACAGCGAAUGCAUCCGUUUGGAGUGGCUCUGCCGAUGGUCAACAUGACUAGCACGCCAAUUUAUGAAAUCGUGUAUAUAGUGCAAGUACCGACCCCCUUUGUCCUGACUCUCUUGUACAUGCCCUUCGUUAGUUUGUUUGCUGCCUUUGCGCUCUUUGGAAAAGCUAUGCUACAGAUACUGAACUACAAAUUGGAGCACAUUGCUCACCUGGACACGGAAGAGGAGCGUCUCAGAAUGCUGUUCGCUUGCAUUCGGUUUUAUCACAGUGUUUUUAGAUAUGUGAGGCAACUGAAUGAUCUGGUCACGUUUAUUGUGGGUGUUGAGGCGCUCAUAUUUGGUGUCAUUAUUGCAUUGCUGCUCUUUUGUCUGAAUAUUAUAAGCUCGCCCACCCAGUGUAUUUCUUUAAUGAUGUAUAUUCUCACCAUGUUAUAUGUUCUGUACACGUACUAUAAUCGAGCCCACGACCUUGUUAUCGAGGGCGCCCGUGUUACUCAGAGUAUUUACAAUGUGCCCUGGUAUGAGGGUAGUAUGAGAUUUCGCAAAACUGUGUUGAUCUUUUUGAUGCAAUCCCAAAGCCCUUUGAUGAUAAGACUUGCCAACGUUUACCCCAUGACUUUGGCCAUGUUUCAAUCCCUACUGAAUGCAUCCUAUUCGUACUUCACAAUGCUGCGUGGCGUUACCAACAAAUGA
Scaptodrosophila lebanonensis is the source of this 1131-nucleotide messenger RNA. It is a transcript of the gene Or43a, whose product is annotated as odorant receptor 43a. Gene Ontology annotation, cellular component: plasma membrane. NCBI's taxonomy places the organism in Eukaryota, Metazoa, Arthropoda, Insecta, Diptera, Drosophilidae. Gene Ontology annotation, molecular function: odorant binding; olfactory receptor activity. The coding region runs from base 1 to 1131 and encodes 376 amino acids. Gene Ontology annotation, biological process: detection of chemical stimulus involved in sensory perception of smell; sensory perception of smell. The transcript is spliced from 7 exons. The record is from RefSeq and is a predicted model, not a curated record.